AAUAUAUGAUACCGAUGGAGGACGUCACUACCGGAUUGAUCUCAUCCAAUUCCCAUUCCGAGGAAGUUCCGGUAGCCGGCUCCGUCCAUUCGUUCGCUUGGUCAUCCACUCCCCUGGGUCCAAGGAGUUCUUGGAGCCCUUCUUUGAAAACAACCGUGGAUUUGUGCCUAAAUUCGGUACUUCCUACUGCGAUUUGUUAUGGACCUGAAUGGAUUUUGAUAUAUAAUCAAGCGUGGGGGACCUUGUUGAAUUCAAACCAUCCAACAGGUCGUCCAGUGAGUGAAGUUCGGACCGAAACUUAUGUUGUUUUAGAGCCUUUGGUGAGAGGUGUUUUUUCCACCGGCAAGAGUCAACUUGGCACUGACACACCCAUACCUGUGCAGCGAGGGGACGAUGUCGAAGAAUGUUACUUCUCACUUGCCUUAAGCCCUAUGUUCAAGGAGGAUGGAACCGUUGGCGGUGUGUUUAUUGUUGUUCAGGAAACAACUCAACGGAUUUUGGCAGCUAGAAGGAUGAAAACCUUGA
This is a messenger RNA of Acaulospora morrowiae, 525 nucleotides long. NCBI's taxonomy places the organism in Eukaryota, Fungi, Glomeromycota, Glomeromycetes, Diversisporales, Acaulosporaceae. The record is from the annotation of a GenBank genome assembly.